Clonostachys rhizophaga is the source of this 1281-nucleotide messenger RNA. The record is from the annotation of a GenBank genome assembly. NCBI's taxonomy places the organism in Eukaryota, Fungi, Ascomycota, Sordariomycetes, Hypocreales, Bionectriaceae.
AUGAGGUACCCUCCGUUAUCCAUGCUUGCGUCUGCCGGCGCAAUUGCAUUAAACCUCGCCCUAGGGGCUACGGCAGCUUGUUCAAAUACGACUGAAUGGGUGACAAUUUGGGGGGCCAUGCCCCAGCUGACUGAGCCUGCAAACUUACCUCCCGCUCCAUUUAACUCUACGGGACGGGUGUUUGAUGAUACUACUAUUCGUCAGACAGUGAAGCUGUCUUUGGAUACGGAUGUUAUCCGGCUCGAGAUUAGCAACGUGUUCGGUGGCUCCGACUUGUCUAUCUCCGCUGCCACAGUUGCCAUCCCUGCCAACCAGACAGCGGGCAUCAAGGAAAUCCAAACAGACACGACCCAGGCACUGACCUUCUCGGGAAGCCAAUCAUUCAUUGUUCCGAACGGUGCCUCUGUUUUGUCUGACCCCAUACAGAUGCCCGUUGCUGCACAAUCGAUUCUCUCUAUUAGCAUCUAUCUGAAAAACGGUCAAACUACCAAUGAAAUUACAUCCCACCCAGGCAGCCGCACAACUUCCUUUUUUGCCAAAGGAAAUCAUCUCGCGAGCCUAGAUUUCGAGGCAGAAACAGCGGGCUCUGCCGAUCAUUGGUACUUUAUCAGCGCAGUAGAAGGACUCAUUCCUGGAACCGCUUCAACUAUUGCCAUUGUUGGCGACUCGAUCACGGAUGGGCGCGGGUCUACAACUAACGGAAACGACCGUUGGCCGGACCAACUCCUUGUUCGUCUUUCCCAAAAUGCCAAGACUAGAUCCACGGCCAUCUUGAACCAGGCCGCUGGAGGAAAUCGUAUCUUGAACGACGGUCUUGGCCCUAACGCGCUUGGGCGUAUUGACCGUGACGUUAUAUCACACCCAGGUGUCCGCCACGCGAUCAUCUUCGAAGGCGUCAAUGAUAUAGGGACAGCGGGCACCGAUGAAGCCACCCAAUCUGUGGUUGGGGACCGCUUAAUUCAAGCCUACGAUCAGAUCAUCCAGCGCCUGCACCGCCACAACAUGAUAGUUAUUGGAGCGACGAUCACCCCAAUGACAGGAACUGGUCAGGUUUACGGGCACCCCAACCGCGAGGCUACGAGACAGCGAGUUAAUAAAUGGAUUCGAGAAUCGGGGGUCUUUGAUUCCGUAAUUGAUUUUGACGAGGCCGUGAGGGACCCAGUGCAGCAGGAUCAGCUUCUCCCAAAGUAUGAUACGGGUGAUCAUCUCCACCUCAACCCUGCUGGAUACUUGGCGAUGGCCGAGUCUGUGGACUUGACGCUUUUUGAGACGGGUAGAUAG